Messenger RNA from Dendronephthya gigantea, 4527 nucleotides. Its product is annotated as roundabout homolog 1-like. The transcript is spliced from 16 exons. NCBI's taxonomy places the organism in Eukaryota, Metazoa, Cnidaria, Anthozoa, Malacalcyonacea, Nephtheidae. Gene Ontology annotation, biological process: cell-cell adhesion. Gene Ontology annotation, molecular function: protein binding. The coding region runs from base 144 to 4277 and encodes 1377 amino acids. The record is from RefSeq and is a predicted model, not a curated record.
AUGCAAAUUUCAUUCGGUCACCAUUGUCCCAAACUAUCUUGGAACAUCACACUAGUAGCCUGACAUGCAUCAGUGGCGCAAGCCAACCUCUAUCAAUUGUCACUUGGGAGAAGAAUGGUCGACCAAUCACUGACCAGAAGAUUAUGUCUCAACACCAUCUACUUGACCAGAAUGCAACCUCUGCAACUCUAGAGCUUAAAAACGUUUCUAUAUUGAAGGACAGUGGGUACUACAGAUGCGUUGCAACGAAUCCACUUUUACCUAACGAACAGAGAAAAAGCCAAGAAGCUUUUCUGACGGUUCAACCUAAGGACCCCCGGCCGCGCAUCGAGAUCCAUCCAGUGAACACCAUUUCCCCAAUACGCCGACCGCUCCGCCUGGACUGUGUCGUUGUUGGGGUACCACCCCCCGUCGUGUUCUGGUUACAUAACAAUGCAAGAGUCCACAACACUUCGAACAGAAAGGUUUAUCCUAACGGGUCCCUAGUGAUCUUAUCGUUAUCCCUCCCAGAUAACGGUCAUUAUUCUUGUAAUGGGACAAACAGCAAAGGCUCCGUGGCAAGUUUUGAUAUCUCUCUAAAUGUCGCUUACAUUGACUUCCAUUUCAAGAGGAAUCCCGCAAACCAAACGGUAGUGAACGGCAGUCGAGUUGAGCAGAUUUGUGAUCCACCAAAUCAUUUUCCUAAGCAGCUUCAAUUCAAAUGGUAUAGGAAUUACAGGACGCUGCGGACUGGCGGUAGAGAUACCAUUUUACCGUCCGGUAACUUAGUUAUCUCGCCUGUUUUGAAAGAAGACGAAGGCGUUUAUUUCUGUGCAGUGUGGAACGAUUUCAUGGAAACAAGGUCGUCUACGGUUGCUCAUCUCACAGUGAAUGUUCCUCCAUACUUCCUGACAAAGCCUUCGGGUCAAACAGUGAUAUUGGGUCAAACGCUUCACAUGACGUGCAAAACUGACGGAGACCCCAAGCCACAGCUGACGUGGCACCAUGGUAACAUGUUACUAGGCAACACGUCACGACUAACGUUAGGCGCUGAUGGAAGCUUGGUUUUGAGUAUCGUGAAUAGUAACGAUGCUGGACAAUACAAGUGCUCGGUCAAGAAUGUUGCUGGGGAUAGUUUCGCUUUGGCGACGGUUGUUGUUCAUGUUCCACCAAACGGUACCAUCAUGCCUAGCGACACCACGGUGGUUCUUGGAAGUAACGCCACGUUCCUUUGUCUCUUUGCUGGCCACCCUCGGCCCGUUACAAAGUGGUAUUUCAAACGAGCCAAUGAGAGAACAGUUCGUCCUGCUAAUACGUCAUCUCGAUACAUUCAAAGCGACGGGAAGUUGGUUGUUUUGAAUGUCAAUGAAAACGACAACGGAUUGUUUACUUGUGUUGGGGAAAAUGCUGUUGGCUCGCAGAAUUUUUCAGCCAGUCUUACGGUUUUAGUUCCAGCUCGCUUAGUGAAAUUCCCGCGCAAUACGACUGUGAACGAGAGCGGCGUUGCCGAUAUGACGUGUAGUAGCCAUGGACACCCAGAACCACAAGUCACAUGGUCAACAAAUGGAACCGUGCUGGCCAAUAGCAGUAGAAUAACUCUUUACGGCGGAAAUUUGCAAAUAAGGAAUGUGAAAAGAGGCGACACGGGCUGGUAUUCGUGUACUGCCCGUAAUUAUCUUAAUCAUCAAACAGCUUCAGGGUAUUUGACAGUUCAAGUUUCGCCGACGAUUCAAGCAGUUCUCGGACCUCCUCGUGUCCAAUGGAAGAAAAAGAUAUCAUUCUAUUGUAAAGCCGACGGUGUCCCUACACCAUUGGUGAGCUGGUUGAAAGAUAUGAUUCAAAUCCAAUACGACACAGAGAUCUAUGCGCAGGGGACUGGAUUACACAUCACAUCCGCUGGGCAUAACCACACUGGGAACUAUACUUGUGAGGCAUCCAAUGUGGUUGGUUCUGUCAGACAGACGAAGGAACUUAUUGUUGAAGUUCCUCCAAGUGAACCGAAUGACGUCAUAUUCGGUAAAAUUACGUCAACUUCGAUCCAAGUAUUGUGGCUGCCUGGCUUCAAUGGAUAUAGUCCUAUUACUUCGUACAAGUUAGAAAUCCGCAUGAACACUUCGGAUACCUGGAAUACGACAUCGGAUGAGACGAAAACCAAAAACUUCACGUUCGAAAGUUUAAGACCCUUUACACUGUAUCAUGUCCGCGUGUUUGCUCGCAACAAGAUAGGAUGGAGUAGGGCGAGUGAAAGUGCCAUGACUCGUACUGAUCAAGACUCUCCGUCCAGUCCAACCAAUCUCCGAUGUCAGACGAUCAAUUCCAGUGCCAUAUCCGUUAACUGGGACGAGCCUUUUCGACCCAACGGCGUUGUUCGUCAAUACAUGCUUCAGUAUGGUAACCAAAGCAACGACGAAGCAUCGACUGACGUCAGCUUAACAUCGUUGACGUAUUUUGUAAAAGAACUAAAACCGUUCACUCGGUACAGGUUUCGCGUCAGAGCGGCAACCGGAGAUCAUUCAUUGUUGUUCUGGGGGAACUAUUCUUCGUACGUGACCUGUCAGUCUGGACAAGCAGCCCCAACAAGCUCACCAAGAUUUUUACGUUUGUCCCCAUUGGGACCUAAAUCGAUCAAGGCUACAUGGCAGGAAAUUCCCAGGGGUUCAGAGAAUGGUAUUGUGAUGGGCUAUGACCUUCAGUACAGAAAACCGAGUGAUCAGAAUUUUACAGAAAUAUUCGUUAUCGGAAAUGGUACACUUGAAUGCAAUAUAACAAAUCUGGAUCCAUAUUCUGUAUAUGAGGUCAGGGUUGUCGCCAAGACUGUUGCCAGGGGUAUUUGGGGUUCCUGGGUGGCUUCGCGUACAUUGGAGAGUGUUCCAUCCGGGAGACCACGCAAUGUCAUCGUUAAUGCAAUAAGUUCGAGCAACCUGUCAGUGAACUGGGACCCACCACUUUUGGAGAGGCAAAAUGGCGUAAUACGCGGUUAUGUAGUGUUUUACAAAUUGACAAAUUCUUCAGAAGUACCUAGGAAUGAGACGACAGCAAACAGGACAAGCGUAGAACUAUCUGGGUUGAUGAUAUUCACGAGUUACACGGUGCAGAUACGAGCUUUUACAAAAGUUGGGCUUGGACCGCAUAGUGAUGAGUCCAUGAAUAGAACUUUGGAAAGCUUUCCAGGUCCUGUGGCAAAUCUAAUUCAAAAUAUAACCACAAGUUCAAUCAUAGUAUCCUGGCAACCUCCGCGUACCCCAAAUGGUAUUAUCACUCAUUACACGACGUAUUUAAACAUUACCACUGUUCGCAUGUAUCGUCGACACGAAACUAACGUCACCAUGUACAACGUGACGAGUCAGUCACGAGAGAUAACUACGGUGGUUACACGAGUCGUGCUCAAUGGUCGCUAUGGAAACGUGACGUAUUCUCUCUGCGUGGCGGCGCGAACGAGUGUCGGUUAUGGGCCAUGCUCUCCUAAUCUUGCUUUUACGACAAAUUUUACGAAGAAGCCAUUCUCUCAAGAUGAGAGGUUCACGUCUUCGAUAGUGGACGAUCAUUUGCCUCUCAUAGCUGGUGGGGCGGCCAUUUUGUUUGUUUUUAUCAUUGCUAUCACCGUAUGCUGCUUCAUUAAACGAAAGAAAAGAAUGAAAGACGGUAAAGAAAUAAAACAGUCGUUUAAUUUUCAAAGAGGUGCAUUUUCAAUGGAUUCGUUUGACGAUGGAGAGUCUUCGUACGUUUCUCACAGUUCUAAACCCAUCAACGCUUAUUCGGUCGAGUCCAGCAGUGUUCAUAGCCAAACUAAUCCAAACAAUGCUUACGCCAUUCCGGAAGGCCACGACGGCCCUCGAUUGGGUCGCCUUCGGAACAACUCGAUAACACUCGGCUCUGAAGCGAGCAGUUACGACGCGCCAUAUUCAACGAUCGCCGAAAUCGGAAUUGACCCAGCAACUGUCACCACCCCCGUGGGUACGCCGUGCGCUGAGGGGAACCCGCGGCAAUUUGUUAACGCUUUGUACACGGAACGGGAACUCGAGGACGACAAGGGUGAAACAGGGACACUCGACUCAUGCACGGCAUUUAAUCCCGUAUACGAACCCAGCUAUCCUCAGCAAGCCUACGACGAAGGUGUAUCAUUGCAGGAAGAAAACGCGCAGGGGGGAUGGGAAGAUUUUCCCGAGGGUGAAGGUCCAGCUAGUUUACACACGUACGGCGUUUUAGUUCUGCCUCCACCUCCCCCGGAAUAUUCAGACUACAGCGAGGACACAGAUGAGUUUCCACAUGCCUACACGAACGCUGUGACGGACUUUUGAUGUUUUCCCAUGAUCUCGAGAAAAUACGAAAUAUUGUUUUUCAACCGGCGAAUUUAACAAGAUUUUAGGAUCUAAGAAAAGCUCGGCAGGGAGGAAUAUUUAAUGUAUUAUUCUAAAAUGUUCUUUGUCUUCAGAUUAUUCGUAUCCUGCUCGAAACAUCCUUCUCCACACUAAAACAUUUGCAUAUUUGAAUUCUGAGAACACCGAAAUAUAUUAUUUUUUUAUAAUAUUGUUUUUAAACCGAUCGUAC